AUGACUCUUCUGUGGUACGCUGCCACUACUCUCUCUGCCCUUGCUGUCAUCCACCGUCUGUUGCAGUUCCACGCUGUCCACUCUUUCUUCGUCUCCUGCGCCUCACGAACAGACACGCGCCACCAAACCACAUUCAAGAGUUUGGAGCGCCAUCUCAUUCCAGAUAAGACAGUUCCUGCCUCUGAAGCACCAGGAUCCAUCAUCUUUGAGUUUGAAAAAGAUGGCGAUGGCCUCGUCGUUCAAGUCCCCGUCAGAAGCUGGUGGCGCACGGUGACAGCUCGCCACCGUACGCAGGCCAUGUGCAGAGAAGUCGACUUAAUCAGCGGCGAUUGGGCUAUCCGUGGAUUCUAUGCAAGCACACCUGUGAGGGGUCCACCAGAAAAGCCAAAUCUCUGGUACGACAUUCAAGUCAUGUAUGGCCCAGCAGCGAGACUCUGUCAACUCCGCCGUUCAGGCUCAGAGAGAGCAUGGCAGCUGGACCACAUGAUUCUAAGUGUAGUUCAAGAUGCGGCAGUGUAUUUCAAAUUAUGUUCUACACCGGUCUGGCUCCGUCUUGUUUACGCUGCCGCCAAUGUCAUUUCUCCACUUGCUGCCGACGCGCUCACCCAUCGCCUUCUGUGGAUUCAGAUCCGCACCAUGUUCUUUUGCCACGAUACGUGGGAGUAUCGUGGACGAUGUAGCAUCUUCCGGAUCAUCUGGCCAUUCUUCAAUGAGCCAGAAUGGGUACGCAGGUUUGAAUUGUGGAGCGAAGAGUACAUGUCGACGCAGUUUCUGCGUUUCAAUUAUUGGCUUGGUUAUGUAUUUCUGGGAAUGAAACCCGAGUAUCCUGGAUACAAGAUGAAUACAUCUAGAAAAUGA
Molecule: messenger RNA, 858 nt
Organism: Beauveria bassiana ARSEF 2860
Lineage: Eukaryota; Fungi; Ascomycota; Sordariomycetes; Hypocreales; Cordycipitaceae
Exons: 1
Coding region: 1-858 (285 amino acids)
Source: RefSeq, a predicted model, not a curated record